UUUGAAUCCUUUUCUUGUUUGAAUCCACUUUGAUCACUCAAAAGUGCUAUGGGAGGGGACCGUCCGUUAUACUUUCCCAACCAUGGGAGACGUAGAUUGAUAUUUUUAAGCGUGUAAAAACAAAUACUCUAUCAACUUUUUCCAGCUUUCCAAGUCUUUCCAGCAUUUGAACUUUCUUGGUUGAUGUAAUGUAUCUCACUCCGAUAAAUUGUGGAAAAGUAUCAACUCAAGUUGCUCACUGUUAAUCUCCUCCUCCAAAAUGGCUUUCCAGCUUUUCUUUCCUUCUCUUCUGUGUUUCAUGCUUGUUUUUCUUGUCAAGUUUCAGCUUUUUCUGAGCCAUCCUGACAUGGUCAACACGUGUAUUCCUCGCUUCGAGUGUGGGAAUAUCUCCGCCUGUUAUCCUUUCUGGGGACGUCAUCGACAAAAGCCUUGUGGCCAUCCUGACUUCGAGCUCAUGUGUGAAAAUGAGACGCCUUCCAUGGAGAUCACUGGUAUGAAAUACCGGGUUUUAAAAAUCGAUGAGAAAUUUGGAGUUCUCAAGCUUGCCAGACUGGACUACUUGGGAGGAAUUUGCCCACCUCGGUUACUCAACACUUCCAUUGAUCACGAGCUUUUCAAUUACACUUCUGAAUAUGACAUGUUCACGCUGCUCUAUGGCUUUGUUUCUCCUGAAAAUUUAACCUGUUAUGGGCAGCAGGUGAAAUACCAUAAUCGCAUCGUAACAACAGAAGCUACUGAAAGUCUGAACUUCAAUGUUAGUGUCACGGUUCCGGUGGCUAAAAAUCUUCUUCCGGGGGCGGAAAUCAACCUGUCAGUUUUGGUUGAAGCCCUUAAUCAGGGAUUUGAUGUGAAAUGGACGGUGAGGGGCAUAGAAUUAUGUGAUAAGUGCUUAGAUUCUAAUGGGCGCUGUGGUUUUGACAUUGUUUCAAAUAACACAGUCUGUUACUGCGCAACUCCACCAUUUAACUCCUCUACAGCCUGUUCUAUAAAUUCACAAUCAUCAGAAUCAUCAAUCAAAAGGAGUAUUGCCAUAGGAAUUGCAGCUAGCACCGUUGGGAUAAUAAUCCUUUUGAUUGUUCUCAUGGCUGUCAAGGGACGAAAGUUGAUGUUAGAUAAGGCUAUGCUGCUCUGCAAUAAGAAAACAGAGAAAGAUCAAAACAUUGAGGCCUUUGUUAGAAGCUAUGGAUCUCUUGCUCCACAGAGAUACAACUAUUCUGAUGUCAAAAAGAUGACAAAAUCAUUCAGCGACAAGCUCGGCCAAGGAGGCUAUAGCGAUGUCUACAAAGGAACUCUAUCCGAUGGUCGUCUCGUUGCAGUGAAAAUCCUGAAGGAAUCAAGGCAUAAUGGAGACGAAUUUAUCAAUGAGGUCACCAGCAUUAGCAGAACAUCCCAUGUUAAUGUUGUCACUCUCCUGGGUUUUUGUUAUGAGAGGCACAAAAGUGCUCUAAUUUAUGAAUUCAUGUCAAAUGGGUCUCUAGAUAAGUAUAUAUACGAUCAAGAUCCUUCAAAUAUAAACCAGAAGCUGCAAUGGAAGACGAUGUAUCAGAUUGCAGUUGGUAUUGCCAGGGGACUAGAAUAUUUGCACAGAGGCUGCAAUAUAAGGAUUGUGCACUUUGAUAUAAAGCCUCACAACAUUCUUCUAGAUGAAAAUUUUUGCCCCAAGAUAUCAGAUUUUGGGCUUGCAAAACAAGCCAAAAGGAAAAACAGCACCAUAUCGAUGUGGGAUGCAAGAGGAACUGUAGGAUACAUUGCUCCGGAAGUUUACUGCAGGAAUUUCGGAGGAGUCUCUCAUAAGUCUGAUGUCUACAGCUAUGGAAUGAUGAUCCUGGAAAUGAUUGGUGAAAGGAAAAACAUUGAUUCUGGGGUGUCUCACACCAGUGAAAUAUCAUUUCCAGAUUCAAUUUACAAGCAUCUUGAACCCAGCAACGACUAUAAGAUUGAAGGGGUGGUCACUGAAGAGGAAAAAGAUAUGGCAAAAAAGAUGCUGUUUGUGAGCUUGUGGUGCAUUCAAACCAACCCCGCUGAUAGACCAUCGAUGAGCAAGGCUGUGGAGAUGCUGGAAGGUGGCCUGGAGAACCUGCAAAUUCCACCAAGGGCUUGCUGGUUUUCUCCAACAAUGUCACCCAAAGAUUCUUUCCCGACUUCAUCAUCAACACAGUUUGCUUCACAGGAAGGCUCCUCCAGAAGCUGAGCGAUUUGUGUCUUGAGAGAUCUAUUACACUAGCAGUAUUUAGAAUAAUAAAAUUACGCAUACACACUUCUGAGUACACAAUUAGUUUCAUAUAUAAUGUAUCAUCAUAUGAUUCGAUGUUUUUAAUUUACGAUAAAAUAAUAUUCAAUCAUAUGAUGAUACAUCAUCUUUAUAUAUAAUUGUGUAUUUAAAAGUGUAUAUUACUUAAUUCAAGGAGACAAUAUAUGUAAGGCAAAAUUUUUGUAGGGUGUCAUGUUGUCAAAUGGGUUGUGCUGUGUGUUUGUGUAGAAAGAGUAUGGAAUAAAUGCUUGCCUUUUUCA
This is a messenger RNA of Mangifera indica (mango), 2511 nucleotides long. RefSeq names its product LEAF RUST 10 DISEASE-RESISTANCE LOCUS RECEPTOR-LIKE PROTEIN KINASE-like 2.4. NCBI's taxonomy places the organism in Eukaryota, Viridiplantae, Streptophyta, Magnoliopsida, Sapindales, Anacardiaceae. Gene Ontology annotation, biological process: protein phosphorylation. The transcript is spliced from 3 exons. The record is from RefSeq and is a predicted model, not a curated record. Gene Ontology annotation, molecular function: protein kinase activity; ATP binding; polysaccharide binding. Bases 260 to 2191 code for a protein of 643 amino acids.